AUGGACCGUGAUAUAUUGCUAGAGAACUCGAACAUCGAGUCGAUGGUGUCCGAUAUCCUGUUUCAAGGUUUGUUGACGGAACAAGAAGAAAAGGAAUCCCCACCACAUGACGACUUACAAUUUGGAAGAAAAGAAGCUAUCAACACGAAGUAUGUGGACCCAGCGCAGUUUUUGGCCAUGGAUAGUGCUAAGAUACAGUCGACAUUGACUGUACGGGGCUUACCGGAAAUCUCGAGAGUUGAGAAUCAAUUGAAGUUGCAUCUGACUCUUACGGGAGGUCAAUUGUUAGAACAUAAGUCCAUGGUGCAUUUACCUGCGGAUUGUAUCGCAAAGGAAAAACUAUAUUUGACUAAUGAUGAUAUUACGACGUUUCCCGCUUCUUUGAAGCAUAAACUUGUACACCUCGAAGCAUAUUUGUUAUGUGCUGGGUCUGAAGCUGAUACUACUGUUUGCAAACGAUGUGUCGAAAGAGAAUUGAAAAGGGCUUCAAGGAGAAAAUCAGGACUGAGUGAUAAUAUGUUAUGGUGUAACAAUCCUCAUAGAAGAGCCAUUAUCUUUAAGAAUAGACAAAUUAUGAAUAUGACCAAGAUGGGUACAAAGUCACUAGAGUUUGACCUUGUGGCUAGAAUUGUGUGUUAUUCUCGUCAUAAUAAAUCCAAAGAAGGUUUUAAAUUGUUAUUUGUAGUGAGAGACUCCGAAGAUGGGACAGUAAUGGCAAGGACAGUGACACAUCCGAUUGUGAUUAUGGAUAAAAAACAAUCAGCAUCAACUUCGACCUCUACGUCGACUUCCCUGGCUGAAAUGUUUACUUCGAAUCAAUUGUUUUUAUCAUCAGAACUGGAAUCAUCUUCACCAUUUACCACUGUACCAUUCCCAUCACCAUCAUCACUUAGUGAAGAUAGUAAUGUUGGGUCUAGUAAACGAUCGCGUACUAGUAUAGACUCUACAGGUUCCUGGCAACAGGCCAUUGCAAAUAUAGCAACAUUACCAACGCCUCAGGAUGAGAUUCAUGCACCAACAAUUCAAAGGAUUAUUCCUGCACAAGGCCCAAUCAAUGGUGGCAUAGAGAUUACUUUAUUAGGGAAAAAUUUCAAGCAAGGUCAACGAAUUAAAUUUGGUGAAAAUAUAGCAUUGUCCACACAAUGUUGGAACGAUUCUACUAUGGUAACGUAUUUACCCCCUGCAUCAACGCCGGGACAGGUAGUGGUAACGAUAGAAGAUAAACCAGGGACUGUGUCACAAAUUAAUGUUCAUCAAUUGGCAUCUUUACAACUUCCACCACAAUCACCACAGACGGUAAACUUGAAUGCAAUUUUUACUUAUGUCGAUGAUACCGAUAGACAACUAAUUGAAUUAGCGUUGCAAAUUGUAGGAUUGAAGAUGAAUGGUAAAUUAGAAGACGCUAGAAACAUUGCUAAGAGAAUCGUUGGAACAAGUAGUACGCAUAGUACUCCAAGUCCCAUGUCUUCCUCAGCAGGUGGUUACACAGAUGACGAAUCCCUGAUAGUCAACGUAUUAACAUCAUUCAAGAUCGGUAGUAAAAAUUUGAAUCUUUCCGUAUGUGAUCCUCAAGGAAGAACAUUAUUACAUCAUGCGGCAUUAAAAUCUUAUCAUUCUCUAUUAAGAACAUUGAUUAAUUAUGGUGCUUAUGUCGAAAGACCCGAUUUGUUCGGGUUCACACCAUUACAUCUUGCAUGUGUUGCAGGAGAUUAUAAAACAAUUGAGAUGUUAUAUGAAGGUUGCCAUUGUGCUCCUUCUGCAGUAACUAUCAAUGGAAUGACUGCAAAGACUUUACUUUGGAUCAAUCAUCAUUUGAAAUGGAAUAAUAUGUUUGAUACUGAAAAUGAUACGACAUCUCAGUUGUCAUUAUCUGCAGUAUCCUCAUUCACAGAUUUAUAUUCACAGACAAAUAUUACUGUUCCGAUGAGUAACGAUUCAGAUGAUGCCAUGGCAGACGAUGAGAAUGAAUCAGAAACAUAUGAGGAUAAAUCCGUCUUGACCGAAACCGAAGAGGAUAUUGAUACUACUUCAUUAUGGAACAGAAUGGUCACCAAUCUAACGAAUAACGAUCUAUUGCCUAAAUACGAAGAUUUAUUCCCUAAAGGUCUACUUGACUUGAACACUAAGGCUAACACCUUAUUACAACAGGAUCAACCUCACGUCAAUAUUGAGGACGAAGAGUCCGAAGAAGAAGGUGAUGAUCUUGAAGAUCUCCGCAACAGUGUACAACAAUUCUUUUUACAACAACGUACAAAGUUCCAGAAUGAUAGUAUGCUAUUAUUCUUUUGGAUUCCAUUAAUGGUUAUCCUAAUUUGCUCGAUGACUCUUUACACUCUAGGUCAUGAUGAUAAUUUUAUCCAGACUCUAGGUGAUAGGGUCUCCAAAUAUUUGAGGAUGGGAUUAAGUCAUGUCAUCCUAGGAAAUGAACGUAUGAAAACAGUAGUACGUAAACAGUUCCAAACUUUCCAAACACCGCAUGUCCUUCCAGAAAUGACCUUGUAA
Messenger RNA from Maudiozyma saulgeensis, 2502 nucleotides. The record is from the annotation of a GenBank genome assembly. Lineage: Eukaryota; Fungi; Ascomycota; Saccharomycetes; Saccharomycetales; Saccharomycetaceae.